AUGUCGCAAUCCCGGCAGGAUUCUCUGUUUCCUUCCCAUCACGAGGUGGAUUGUCACGAUCAUAAGCGGCAAAGAAUCACCUCGCCCAAUCCCAGCAUCCCAUCAUGCUCUGCUCCCGAAUGGCACGAUGAAACACAGACCGCGGUCGAUAUCAACAUACCCAAGGGGUGCUACGGAAUUGACUGUCCCAGAGCAUACACUCCGGCACUGACUCGGCAUGAGGAGGCGUCUCGCUCUUUGCACAGCAGUGGUCGUUCCGUAGUGUCGCAUACCGACUCGAAUAUUUUCACAUUCGAUCCAUCGUCGCCGUUCGAUGUGAGCACCCCGUCGGAUUCGUUAAGUCCAGAACUGGAGGUUGGCUCGCCGCCACAUCAAGAUGAGCUCUGGCAAGCAUUGGUCGCCGUACGUGCUAGACGACAAGAUCUGGAAUACCCCACUACAAGCACUAGCAAAAAGAGGGCCGCAGUGUCUGGAAAAGCAAUGAAGUUCUACCCUACAGUUCUCCUCCCCUCGACCAAGACGCUUAUAGUCAACAUGUUCGCAAGCCCCAACAAGACGCAGAGCCAAUGGCCAGACAUCACUCAAGUCCCCGAGAUCAGGUUCCUCCACCCCGCCUUCACCCUCACGCUGUACAUCGCCAACGACGAGCUGACUUUCAGCUUCGCUCUCGGGUCUUUCACCAGCCGGUUCAGCUCCAGACAGCAGGCGUGCUUUGCGCGGGGAGCUAACAAGAUGGUCGGCCAGGCUUUGGUGCAAGGCGUGCAAAGUGUGCUUGGCGAGGUGUCGCUUCUGCCGGCUUUUGCGCACAUGGUGUAUGAGUGGUUUGAUGUCAUGGGAGUGGAGGUUGGGGUUGAUUGGAUUCCAAGCGAGGACGAGUUGGUGAGGCAUUGGAUGGUUUGUGUGAGGUAUGGGUGGACUUGUCGGAGGGUCGUUUGA
Messenger RNA from Zasmidium cellare ATCC 36951, 936 nucleotides. RefSeq lists its product as uncharacterized. The record is from RefSeq and is a predicted model, not a curated record. The coding region runs from base 1 to 936 and encodes 311 amino acids. The transcript has a single exon. NCBI's taxonomy places the organism in Eukaryota, Fungi, Ascomycota, Dothideomycetes, Mycosphaerellales, Mycosphaerellaceae.